GAGGUUACUGUGAACAUACAUAAUGCAUACAAUUGCAACCAUAACCCUACCUCAAUGCCAAGUUGUCGAAUGGGCAUCUAGAAAAGCUUGACUGCCUGGGUCCACAAAUCCAGGGGCCCCUAGUCCUAUGUAACCCACGCCAGGUAAGGAUUAGGAUCGUGGAGAAGUUGGGGUAGCUAGGGUGAGCUAGCGACAACUAGGCCUGGAAAACUAAUUACCCGUGUGAGCAGCUUGGUAAAUAUCCCAAGACGGAAUAAUGUCCGAAGGGAGGUCUCCAUCACUCAUUGGGGAGUAAGUUCAUGUGAUAUGAGAAGAGCAGCAGGUAAUAUUGUUCAUAUUCUCGAACUUCCCGUCUCGUCUGCCAUGCUUCCUAUUCUGCGGUUGAGCUGAAUCGGGGCCCUAGCUUCGAGCCAAAGAGAAGAGGACGACAUCUCCGAAGCCUUCAACAGCUAGCCAGUUAUUAUCAUGUUGUUCUUCAAGCUCUUCCUGGCGGCUCUGGCGCCUGUCAGCCUCGUCGCCGAAAGCGCAUCGCAAGCACCAGAUUUAGAUCUUGACGCACUUCUUGCUAAGCAUAACUUAGCCCUAGUUCCUCGGUCGGACCUAACCGAUGCCUUGACAGAGCUUAAUGGCUUGCUCAGGAGGAACCAGGUUCAGCAACAGAAAGUUGCACUAUAUCCACGACAAAAGACGAAUAGCACACGUCCCGGCUCUGGCUCUGGUUCCAGCUCUAGUUCAGGUUCUGGGUUAAGCGGCGGCCUUGACCUCGGUGACCUUGGUGGCCUUGGAGAUCUAGGCCAAAUUCUCGAGAGCUUGACAAAACUCAUCACACAAUUGGGUGAUCUUGGAGGUUAUCUCUCGGCUAUCCAACAGCUGCUGAGCGAUGAGUUCUUGCAAGCCUUACAUGAUGCUAUGGUGUACCUUGCACAGACUCUUCGUCCGCCGAUUCCAAACAUUGCCAGGAAUGUCCUCACCAAGGCUGAACCGCUGAUCAAUCUGCUUAGUUCCCUAGACCUAGAGGGAAUCGUAGACGAGAUCAAGGGUAUCGACCUGAAGGGUAUACUCAACGCGCUACAGCCCCUUCUAGCCCCGGAAUCUAUCAAGGGUAUUGUCAGCCUGUUGAGUAAUGCAGAAAAACUUUUGACCUCGGAAACCGUUGAGGCUCUUAAGUCAAUACUAUCAAGUGUACAGCCACUCAUUGACCAUCUCUCAAAGAUCGACCUUGAGGGCAUACUUGAUGCAUUAUCCCCCCUUCUCACGUCGGAUUCGGUCAAGGGUAUUGUAAACCUGUUACACAACGCUGGAGAUCUUUUGACAUCGGAAACUGUCGAAGCGCUAAAGUCGCUACUUUCCAGCGCCCAACCGCUCCUCGACAGCCUCAAGGAUAUCGAUCUUCAAGGACUACUUGACGCCAUAUCUCCUCUUCUGACGGCGGAUUCCGUUAAGGGCAUAGUUGGCCUGCUUGGCAAUGCCGAGUCUCUCCUAACUAAGGAAUUUGUCGACCAAACCAAAUCCUUAAUUUCCGGGGCAGGGCCGCUCCUCGACGGCUUGAAGCAAAUCGACCUGAAAAGUUUGAUAGAUCAGAUUUCGCCAAUUCUCAACGAGCUCGGUCAACUCGACCUAAAGGGCUUGUUCGAAGCUAUCAGCCCACUGCUGACGCCAGACUCUAUCAAAGGUAUUACAGGGUUACUUGGUAACGCGGAGGACUUGCUAACUGGCGAAUUCGUCGACCAAACCAAAUCCCUAAUUGCGGGAGCAGGACCUUUGCUCUCAAGCUUAGGUGAUAUCGAUUUGAAGGGUCUACUCAGCCAGAUCUCGCCUUUACUCGACAGUCUAAGCAAGAUCGAUCUUCAAGGUCUGCUUUCGGCUGUCGAGCCCUUGUUAACACCCGACUCGGUGAAGGGUAUCGUCGGGCUCUUGGGCAACGCUGAGGACUUAUUGACGACACAAUUCGUUGACCAAACGAAGACGUUGAUAUCCGGCGCUGUCCCAUUAAUAUCUGCUGUCGGCAAGCUUGACUUAGAGGGGCUCAUCGAGCAAGUGAAGCCGCUUUUGGAUUCCUUGAGCCAGAUCGACUUAGGUAGCCUUGUCAAGAAGAUCCAACCUAUUCUCGACGCUAUAGGCCAGAUCGACAUCGCAGGACUGGUUAAGCAAAUCUCGCCAAUUCUGAACUCCCUCGGGCAGAUUGAUCUAUCUGGCAUCAUAGACAAGAUACAGCCGAUCCUCGACGCUGUAGGUCAAAUUGACUUCGCGGGUUUGAUUCGCAAGAUCACACCGCUCCUAGAUUCCCUAGGUCAGAUUGAUUUAUCCGGCAUCAUAGAUAAAGUAAAACCGAUCCUCGAUGCCGUGGGUCAAAUCGACUUCGCGGGUUUAAUUCAAAAGGUUACGCCGCUCCUAGAUUCCCUUGGACGGAUUGAUCUAUCUAGCCUCAUAGAUAAAGUACAGCCGAUCCUCGAUGCUGUUGGCCAGAUUGAUUUCGCGGGUCUGAUCAAACAGAUCACCCCGAUUUUGAAUUCACUGGGUCAGAUCGACUUAGAAGGGCUUAUCGAAAAAAUACAACCUAUCUUGGACUCCCUCGGUCAGAUCGAUUUCGCAGGGUUGAUCAAGCAAAUAGCCCCUAUCAUAACGGCUGUGGGUGAGAUCGACAUAAAGGGUGUGUUCGAUGCCGUUUCCCCAUUACUCACACCGUCCUCCGUACACGGGCUCGUAGGUCUGGUCGACAACGCUGAGUCUCUACUGACGAAGGAAUUCGUGAACGAAACUCAUACCAUUAUUGACGGCGCAGCACCGCUAAUUGGAGCCCUGGGAGGAAUCGAUAUUGGCGGCCUCCUAGACCAAGUAAAGCCGCUUCUCAGCUCGCUAAGCCAAAUCGAUUUGGGUAGUCUCAUCAAGGCGGUUAAGCCUCUUCUCGGAACGCUGAGCCAGAUUGAUAUCCAAGGAAUCGUCGAGCAGAUAACGCCUUUAAUCACACCGACCUCUGUGAAGGGGAUCAUGACGUUGCUUGGAAAUGCGGAGAGCUUAUUGACAGCUGCAUUUGUGUCGCAAACGAGCGAGUUAAUAAGCGAUGCUACGCCCGUAAGUUGUUGUCCUUUUCCUCUUCCUAUUUUCCACGGUCGCUUUUUCUCGAGGUAAUUCUUACUGAUGGCAUAAUUUUCAAUACAGAUCGUAGCGACAUU
This is a messenger RNA of Daldinia caldariorum, 3173 nucleotides long. RefSeq lists its product as uncharacterized. The transcript has a single exon. The record is from RefSeq and is a predicted model, not a curated record. Bases 466 to 3129 code for a protein of 887 amino acids. NCBI's taxonomy places the organism in Eukaryota, Fungi, Ascomycota, Sordariomycetes, Xylariales, Hypoxylaceae.